This is a messenger RNA of Daldinia caldariorum, 1960 nucleotides long. RefSeq names its product histidine phosphatase superfamily. Gene Ontology annotation, molecular function: phosphatase activity. NCBI's taxonomy places the organism in Eukaryota, Fungi, Ascomycota, Sordariomycetes, Xylariales, Hypoxylaceae. The record is from RefSeq and is a predicted model, not a curated record. Gene Ontology annotation, cellular component: cytoplasm. Bases 672 to 1580 code for a protein of 302 amino acids. The transcript has a single exon.
UUUAGAAGUGCACCUGAAAUAAAAAUAGUUUUUCUUCCUUUCCAUAUAGUUUAGGUGCACUCCUCUGCACCUGCUGAGACCAAACCACCUGCAGAUAUUUCUCUUAAGCAAACUGUUUACUAUCAAUCUUCAGUGUCGCUACCCCGCCAAUCGGCCUUUGCGAAUACGACCGUAUAUUUGAGCAAGUAUAUGCACUUGCGCUUGUCAUCCUAGAUAACAAAGAAACUGUCAAAGAUGGGGUGCUUAGGUAUUGAAUGGACUGACUACCUACCUAAGGUACCUACUUUAUCCGCAUUUACUUUUACUUAGACACCUGACGCCUCUACUGUACGCACGAUAAUUUGAACUUAUAACUUUGAUCAAUGCUACUAUAAAAACACUUGGAAAUUUAGCAUCUACCUAACCUUUGUAUGGCUGAGCAUACUGAUACGGGAGUUAAAACAUUGCUAAGGAGAACGGAGGCCCAUGCGAGAGGUUUGUUGGCAGCGGUUUUGUUUCCCUAGCGGCCGUGUUGCUACGCGCUGGGGCAACUUUUAUUUCUGAUAGGAUAUUUAAAGACAGCACGCUCGUUUGAAGGGCAGGCAAGCAGCCAUAAAUACCACAACAUAUUAAAUAUCACAACCAACUGCAGCCUCAAGAACAUUUGGUAACGCGAACGUCUCACGACCGGAAUGGCACCUAUCAUCGACAUCAUCCGCCACGCCCAGGCUCUACACAACCUCCAGGGCGGUCAUAUCAAGGACCCCGAAUUAACUAGUCGGGGCCUUAUAGAAUGCCAACAAUUAAGAGCUGACUACCAAUUCGGACCUAAGGUCACUCAUAUCCUUUCUUCGCCGUUAAAACGGGCCACCACCACCGCGCUCGUCGGGAUUCUCCCAACGGUAGAUCCACGCAUCAAGGUCCAGCUGCUCCCCGAGCUGCAGGAGGUCAACGCCUCGCUGAGCAGCACGGGAAUACCUAAAAGCGAGCUCGCCGUACACUAUACCCGCGACAAGAACCGCUUGGAUAUGAGCCUCCUCGACGAGGACUGGUACCGCAAGGGUUCGAACACCUUCUUCGCGCCUGUCGUGAGUAAAGUCUAUGCGCGGGCACGGGCCGCACGCAUGUGCCUCUGGCGUCUGGCGAGAUACGCCAUGGAGGCCGGGGACGACGACGCGCACAUCGUGGCCGUGACGCACGGGGAGUUCGCGCACUGGCUCACGGGCGACUUCCGAGGCGUGUCGAUGUCUCGGAACACGGACUGGCGCAACGCGGAGCUGCGGUCUUAUCGGUUCCAAAACAUCAUUGCGGCCGAGCCUCACGACCCGCAGCUAGUUGAGACCAUGGACAGCGCUGCGAAACGGGGCGGUUUCGCCGUGCAUAGCUUGAUGAACAUGGGCACCAUGCAGGUCUUCCGGAGGAUCGCUGAGGAGCGGGUGAUGGCGUACCAUCAGAUACUUAAGACGCAAGAGGUACCCGAAAAGAUACCGCCAUCCCACAAGUCGCCUGGAGGAUUAGACGGCUUGGAUAAGUUCGAGGAAGUCCACCGAUCUGAUGGGUCUGACGAAUGGGUUGAUGUCGAGGACGAGUCCGACUUCUGAGCUUUAGGACCAGUAGGUGGUCUACCAGUACCAAGCGACAGAUCAAGUGAGACGAAACAAGGUUGCUGUCUUAUCAAGUAUUUCUAUAAGCGGCGCUAGGGAGCGCAUCGCAGGUAUUGGUUGGGAUAUUGGCAUCAUGAAUACUGAAGCAUGUGAUCUCACUUUAGGGAGGUGUAUAUUAGCACAAACCCCCUGGAUGACGUUCCGUAAAGGGAUUAUGGGGGAAUGGAAGCGCAUAACGGUACCUAAACUAGAUGUUAAGAUUCUAGAUAAGACAACCCGGGGGGAAGAAUACUGCUGGCGUGUACAGCUACUGGCCACCAGAAGUUCUUAGUUAUCUAGAUUAGAGUCCAUUACAGAACAAGCGAGUCGUUUCCACA